UGUCUUCUUUCUCAACAGGGGAACUGCCCUCUAGGGAGACGUUCCCUGCCUGGGGUCUCCUUAUGUCAGGGACCAGGUCACCCUUACAGCAGGAGGAUGGUCAUUAACAACAGUAAUGUCUUCAGUGUUCGCUUCUUCCAAACCACGGCUGUGUGCAAGAAUGAUGUGAUUACAGUCCAAACCCCAGCGUUUGCAGAAUCAGUUACAGAGGGAGAUGUGAGGUGGGAGAAAGCUGUUGGAGAUACAGUUGCAGAAGAUGAAGUGGUUUGUGAGAUUGAAACUGACAAGACUUCUGUGCAGGUUCCGUCACCAGCGCACGGCAUCAUUGAAGCUCUUUUGGUACCUGAUGGGGGCAAAGUUGAAGGAGGAACUCCACUUUUCACACUCAGGAAAACUGGUGCUGCUCCUGCUAAGGCCAAGCCAGCGGAAGCUCCUGCUGCAGCCCCAAAGGCAGAGCCAGAGGCACGGGCAGCCCCUCCUCCCCCCGCAGCAGCCAUCCCCACCCAGAUGCCGCCAGUGCCCUCCCCCUCACAACCUCCUUCCAGCAAGCCAGUUUCUGCAAUAAAACCUGCUGCUGCCCCUCCACUGGUUGAGCUGGGAGCUGCUAAAGGUGUGCGUUCAGAACAUCGGGAAAAAAUGAACAGGAUGCGGCAGCGCAUUGCUCAGCGUCUGAAGGAGGCCCAGAAUACAUGUGCAAUGCUGACUACUUUUAAUGAGGUUGACAUGAGUAACAUCCAGGAGAUGAGAGCUCGGCACAAAGACGCCUUCCUGAAGAAACAUAACCUCAAGCUAGGCUUCAUGUCAGCGUUUGUGAAGGCCUCAGCCUUUGCCUUGCAGGAACAGCCUGUCGUAAAUGCAGUGAUUGAUGAUGCAGCCAAAGAAGUGGUGUAUAGAGAUUAUAUUGACAUCAGUGUUGCGGUUGCUACCCCAAGGGGUCUCGUGGUUCCUGUCAUCAGGAACGUGGAAACUAUGAAUUAUGCAGAUAUUGAACGGACCAUCAGUGAACUAGGAGAGAAGGCCCGAAAGAACGAACUUGCCAUUGAAGAUAUGGAUGGUGGUACUUUCACCAUUAGCAAUGGAGGAGUUUUUGGGUCACUUUUUGGAACACCCAUUAUCAACCCCCCUCAGUCUGCCAUUCUGGGCAUGCAUGGCAUCUUUGACAGGCCUGUGGCUGUGGGAGGCAAGGUGGAGGUGCGACCUAUGAUGUAUGUAGCCCUGACCUAUGACCACCGGCUGAUUGAUGGCAGAGAGGCUGUGACUUUCCUCCGGAAAAUCAAGGCAGCAGUAGAGGAUCCAAGAGUCCUCCUCCUAGACCUUUAGGAGGAAGCCACACCCCUACCUAUUGAUCAUGCAGGAACUGAAACCAGUCUUCUCCCUGUCCCCUCAUCAGUCCCAGGUUAGCCUGAUGACAGGCAGGCACCAUACUGUUGGCCUCAAGCAAGGAAGCCAGGGCACUAUGUAACCAGCUUUCACAGGUCUUUUCUUAGUGUUCCUUCCAGACUCUUCCUCUCUCUCUCUGCCUCCCUCUCUUGCCUUCUGAGAUCUUGGGCCUGAGAGAGGGAGAGAGGGAGAGCCUUAAUGGAUGCUCAUUAAUAUUCCUGCCUUUCUUCCAGCCCUCAGCAAAGACAGUUUCGCUUCUCCCCGGUAACAGUAUACUACAGGGAUACCACCAGGGACCAUGUGAUUGAGUUUCUAUCUUUGGAAAGUGUUCUCCAGAGAUGCCUGGGGGUGCUCUGCCUCCCAGGCUCGAAGCCUCUGCCCGGCUGUGCACAUUCCCAUGGGAUGCCACCUGUGUGGAGGUGUUGGACCCAGGCCAAGAGGCGCUGCUUGGCUUCUUAACUCACCACCGUUCUGAGCUGUCUGUCCAUGGCUUCAUGGUGCCUCUCUACCUCUUCCAGGAAGCACAGGCCAGGGGACUCGGGCAUAGGCAGGAUGGUGCAGAGUCCCCUGAGGUUACCUGUUAUAAUCACAGACGGGAGUAGAACCCUGGCUUGCCCUCACAGACUCCAUUGUAAGCUCACUGGGAAGAUUGAUUUUGGCAUAAUCCUGUAUACCUGUGGUCAUACCAACCCUUCCCGGGGUUCUAGGAAUCUAGGUCAUGGUUCUCAUUUGGAGCAGAUUUUAGCACAUCAUGGCAGUCAGACAGAGCCUGGUGAAGGGAUUGGCUCUGACCAGAUCAGGUUGUCUAGAGCUCUUAAGUUCAAGGUGGUAUCAGCAUGUGAUGGGAAGGGGCUGCUCUGUCCCUUUCUGGGUGUGGCCUGUGGGAAGCAAGGCCUUGGUACCUUUGGCUGGACACAGAUACAGGGGGAGGAUGGACUGGUGGGAACCAGCCUCAGGAGUUAGUGCAUAGUGAUGAAAUGGAGGAUGUCAUCUCUAAGGCACUGGCCUUUGGGUCCAGGCACAAUCAUUGGGAUUUCUUGACACAUGGUAAAAUGCAAGUAACUAGGUGUGAAAGCUCCUAGGCUUUGUAUCCAGCUGCACCGAGGCCUGAGACUGCUGGCAAUUGACAUGGGGCCAUUAGUGCUAACUAAUCCAGGACAAGCUGGGGGAGGGGAAGGCCAGUACUGAGUGCCUGCAGCAUCUGCUACUACAUCUUCACCAUUCAGAACUUGUAACUAAGGUAUUUAAAGAGACUGAUUUGGAAUGAAAAUUAAAGGGCAAAUGUUCUCAAACAGGGUUCCCGCAUCUGUGCUCCUUUGACCAGCCUGUACAGCCCCCAGUUGGCAACCACGAUGUCUAGAUGCCUACCGUUGAAGCUCCUUCACCUGGAGUUGGCUAUCCUGGGUGUCCUGAGGCCCCAUCCCAGACUUCAGACAUGCUAGUGCUAUGCUAAUUCAACUGCCAGCAGGGGACCCACUAAUCUCUCAGUGCCUGGGUUCCUUUCAGGGAGCCCUAUGGUUCUGACAAGCCAACUCUUGAAGAGAAGUCGUAGCUUCAACCUAUGUGAAGCCCUUUAAAAACACCAGGGGACAGUUGCCCUUUGGAGGGGCCUGCAUUAUUUCUCAGAUAGAGUGGAGAGACAUGAACACUUCUAAUUUCAUUCGGACUUAGUUGCCACAUGUCUACCGAGAUGUUUGUGGUAGAAUGACCAGUGAGAGGUCACUCCUAAGAGCAGUAAUAUGUGAGGGACAAUGGUCAGGACAGGGUUGGUUACUAACCUAGAAUGACUACAAGGGAUAAUGGGCGUGAUGGAGUGCGGGCCUCAACACAGCCUUACUUUUCCAUACAGAAUCUCACCUGUUGUUCCUGCUUCCAGUGAGGCCUGAGGAGGCCUGUCACAGGAAGAAGUGGGGUCCUUAAGCAAUUGAGCUGGUAGAUGGGUUCAGCGAACCGUGUAUCGGGUGUAGAGCUUGAGGUGUGCUCCAGAGUUAAUGUUUCCAGUCAACUUCUGGAGUGGCUGUUCCAUUUUAUUGAAAAGCCAUACGUAAGCCCUGUCAGAACUGGGACUUGGUGUUCUAGAUUGAUGGCUCAGAAGAGGGCCGUAUGCACAUGGGUUGGCUAGGUGAGCCCAGAGUGGCUCGUGCUGCUUCAUAAAGCAGUGGCAGAAGCAGUCCAGCAUUGGGUCUACCACAGAAGGAACCCACACUUGUAGCCAGCUCCAGCGGUUGGUUCUAAGUUAACCUCUCCCCAGAACCUCUGUUUUCUUAGGAGAAUCUUCCAUGGGCUCAUUGGAGGUUAAGGUAGUGUUUCCUCAAGCACCGUGAUCUUCUAAGGUCUCUCUUCCCUCUCCGCCCUUUCCCAAGCCUGUUCUGUAGGAGCAGGAGCUGCUUCCUUGCAGGCCACUUUCACUGAACUAAUGAUGCCAAGACACCACAGAAAGAAGAGGCUUUAUUAGCAAGGGGGCAGACCCCAGGGGCUGCUAGGAUUCUGGUCACGGAGCGUAGAGCUUUCCUUGUCCUCUGCUCCAGACUUGGAAACAGGAAUCUGUCAAUGUGUACCCCCCCCACACACACACACACACAAGUGUUUGGUGAGUUCCCCAGUUGGUGAAGUAUGCCAGAUGCCACCUGUGGUGUUGAUCAAGUGAAGUUUUGCUGCAUGUGCCACACCCCAGCGACUGGGUUGUCCUGAGGCCAGCCCUCACACCUAGGGAAGGGGAUGUGGUCUGGAGAUACCAACUUAGCCAGUUCUUCAGAGGCCAGAAAUACCUGGCCAGAAGCCUGGGUAAAAUUGCUCUGUAUGUUCUGUGGUGUCUCAUUUUAAAAGUCAGAACGGGCAGUGAAUUGAACAGAGCUUCAUACCAAAAUGCAGAAUGGAAAAGAACACCUGAGAAAGAAUCUUCUGUUGGUCCUGUGGGGCAGACUCUUCUGACACAGGAGAGCCAGCCAGAGAAUAAAGCUCUUUAUUCUAUUUUCAAACGCA
Messenger RNA from Peromyscus maniculatus bairdii (prairie deer mouse), 4362 nucleotides. The record is from RefSeq and is a predicted model, not a curated record. Lineage: Eukaryota; Metazoa; Chordata; Mammalia; Rodentia; Cricetidae.